Molecule: messenger RNA, 1532 nt
Organism: Haliaeetus leucocephalus (bald eagle)
Lineage: Eukaryota; Metazoa; Chordata; Aves; Accipitriformes; Accipitridae
Gene: DNAAF11
Product: leucine rich repeat containing 6
Exons: 12
Coding region: 22-1419 (465 amino acids)
Biological process (GO): outer dynein arm assembly
Cellular component (GO): cytoplasm
Molecular function (GO): protein binding
Source: RefSeq, a predicted model, not a curated record
GGCGGGAAGCUGAGGGCGGCCAUGGUGCGGAUCACUGAAGAUCUUGUUAGAAGACGUGCAGAACAUAACAACUGUGAAAUUUUUUCACUGGAAGAAAUCUCUUUACAUCAGCAGGAAAUAGAAAAACUAGAGUAUCUUGACAAAUGGUGUCGAGAUUUAAAAAUUCUCUAUCUUCAGAAUAAUCUAAUUCCAAAAAUUGAAAAUGUGGGCAAACUAAAGAAGCUGGAAUAUUUAAAUGUAGCUUUGAACAACAUUGAAAGAAUUGAAAAUCUGGAAGGCUGUGAAGAACUAAAGAAACUUGACCUGACAGCAAAUUUCAUUGGUGAACUCUCCAGUAUUGAAGCCCUAAAAUAUAAUAUACAUCUGAAGGAACUGUUUCUAGUGGGUAACCCAUGUACUGAAUUUGAAGGUUAUAGACAAUUUGUAGUGGCAACUCUUCAUCAAUUAAAAUGUUUGGAUAGUAAAGAAAUAGAACGUUCAGAGAGGAUUCAAGCACUUCAAAACUAUCCAGAAGUGAAACAGAAAAUCAGAGAACAGGAACAAGCUUACCUUCUCAAAAGGGCCAGAGAAAAAGAAGAGGCUCAAAGAAGGAUGCAAGAAAGAAAGGACAAGAAACAAAAACAAAUGGAAUCUAAUAUUGGAUUUGACAGCUCAGACUCCCUACAGAACAAAGAAAACCAUCAGGCAGAAGGAGAUGGAGAACAAGAAACAUGGAGCAGAGUUGAUGAUGAUGAGGAAGACAGAAGAUUUUGGGAGGAGCCUACACCAUAUACUCCAGAAUCGAGAUUAGAAACUCACAGAUAUAUUGAAGAAAAACGGAGAGCUAAAGACAAUAUAAGGGAAUCAAAGAAGAGAGAGAAGCCUCUUCAGACGUUGGUCACUGCAGAAGGAAAAGUUCUAAAUGUGAAUGUGCCUAAGCUUCAUUUCUCUUUGAAAGAUGAUGAAGAAAACAACCAGAUCAUCUUGGAUCUUGCUGUUUACAGACAUUUGGACACUUCUCUGCUCGAUGUUGAUGUCCAGCCAACUUACAUACGAGUACUGGUAAAAGGAAAGCCAUUUCAGUUUGUGCUACCUGAGGAAGUGAAACCAGACAGCAGCUCUGCUAAAAGAUCACAAACAACUGGUCAUUUAGUUGUCACCAUGCCAAAGGCUAAAGAAAUAAUCCUGGCUAAGCAAAAAGUAUCAACUUCAAUUAAACAUUCUGACUGCAAUACACUGCAAAAAAAUGCAAGGAGCGGACAAGCUGAGAAAUUAGAAGUGGAUCCUAGUAAAUAUUCAUUCCCUGAUGUGACAAAGAUAAUCCAAGAAAAGGAACGAAUUGGACAAGGACCUAUCAGGCUACAACCAGAGAAGGUUACAGAGACUAAGAAGAGUUAUGUUGAUUUUGAAAACAAUGAAGAUGUUCCUCCCUUAAUUUGAAACAUUCUUAAAUAAUCCCUUUAUAUGUGGCAUGUAUGUUUGAGUUGUUUUCAUGACCCUAUGUGUAGAGUAGGUAUAACAUAGCUGAAGUUGGAAUUAGUAUUACAUUUCUU